GUCUUCACGACGGAAAUCGCAAAACAUGUACAUACUGCCCCACGAGCAGGAGAUAUUUCGGUAAUGGAAAAUUCCCGGUGGAUGCUUUUGAAAUUCAGGUCUGUCAUAUAGCCUGGAUACAAAUUUAGUUUGCUUACGCUUGGAGAAUAUUCACUUAACGUGAAAAUUGUGUCUUCCCUUCAUUCAUCCUUUUCCAUGAUCGGCCCUAGCACUGAUAGCCUAGUUAAUUAAACAGAGUUCCUCAUGGAUAACUUUCCUGAACAACCACUUCCUCCUGGUGUUCCGUUUCUCCCAAAUGCUGCAUCAAAUUCAGCUUCUUCAGUUCCAUCUGUCCUGUCUCUUCCUCGGCCUAUUAACUACACUGUGAGACCUCAUCAUUUUCACAAUUCAGGCAGCAGUCUGUUCCCUCUCCCUCAAUCUAAUGCAUCCUUUCCUCCUCCUAGUCAGAAUCUAAAUCCACAUUCUCAUGCAUCACAUCAAUUUCAUUUUCCACCUUUUGUUCCACAUCCAUCAGAACCAAGGCCUAGUAACUUCCAGACCAACACCAUCCUCAAACCUAGUAUGCCAAUAUGCCCAAAUCUAAGACAGCAGGCUCCUGGUUCAAUCACAUCGCCUGGGGCUGUUCAUAGUGUGAUGCACCAUCACUUUGACAGUAGAAACUCUCAGUUUGUACCAGAAAACUCUCAACAAGCAAACUUUGAGGCAUCAAAUCAUGUAAAUCAUCCAGGAAAAGUUGGGUCCUCUGAAUCUUCCAAUACAUGUAAGGAUGAUUCAUUGAGUUCAAUUCAGCUCAGCGUGUCCAUGGAUCAGCAAUCACGAAGACAAAAUGUAAUGGGUGAGGAAAUUGCCCAGCAGAACAAGAAGCAGAAAAUCAUAGAAACAACAGUGGAAGCGAAAUCAAUUUCAGAUGGUGAUCUUAAUGGAAAUUAUGAAACCAAAUAUAGUUCCACUUUUUCAUCGGUUGAUCAAGAAUCUGAUCAUUGCCCUCAUCCACAGAAAGAGUCAAACCUUUCUCAAGAAGUUCAUGAUGCUUCUGCUAGGUACUCACGGUUGUUGGGAAAUGGUGAUGAUAUUGAAACUGCUGCUCAGGAUGCUGUGCUGCAUGAGCAAGAAAUUGCUACCCAACAAAUUAUACAGAGUCAAAGGCAAUCAAGAGGAUCUACUGGAAUUGUGGAGGAUACUAAAGACAUUCUUUUUGGACGCCGUGACACAAAUGCUUUGAAGGAGGUUCUGCUGAAGAUGGCCACAGACCAUCGUGCAGAAAUGGCUUCAAAACGUGGGAACUCUGUGCUUCCUGAGAAAGGAAAUGUAGAAAUUGGAAAUGGCUAUGGUGUACCUGGUGGAGGUGCUUAUUAUGGUGGCCCAAGGCCUUCUAUCACCACAUCUGGAACUUCCGGGUCUGAAAUUCAUGAAGGCGGCCAGAAAAAUCCUGAGCUAGAGGAGAGUAAAGGGGAGCCAAAGGCUGUGACAGGAGCAUUGCCAGAAUACUUGAAGCAGAGGUUGAGAGCUAGGGGUAUUCUUAAAGAUAACACAGCUAAAGAGUGUUCGGCAUCAGCUAAAAAUAAGUGGGGGAAUCAGUCAGCAGAAACUGUAGCAGUUGUAAGAUUGCCUCCUGGAUGGGUGGAGGCAAAAGACCCUGGAAGUGGUUCUGUAUAUUAUUAUAAUGAAAGUACAGGGAAAAGCCAAUGGGAGAUCCCAGUUGAAUCUGCUACUGUUCCACAAAGCCCAAUGCCUUUACCGCUGCCACAAGAUUGGGAAGAGGCAUUGGAUGAGACAACAGGUGAAAAGUACUACUACAAUACAAAGACACAUGUUUCACAAUGGGAGCGGCCAGAUUCCUCAGAUCAGGUCUCUUCACAACAGAUGGAUAAGAUACAUUCAAGAAAUGUGACCAAUUGCAAUGGGGAUGAUCAGUCGUCCAUGACAAAGAAAUGCGCAGGAUGUGGUGGAUGGGGACUUGGGCUUGUCCAGACAUGGGGUUAUUGCAACCAUUGUACAAGGGUUCUGAAUCUUCCGUACCAGCAGUAUGUGGCCCCCCAUCUAAUUGAUCAACGGCAGAUCAGCAAUACUGCAAAUACCAGAGAAAAUUCACGCAAAAUGGAAUCCAAGCAUAGGUCUACUUCGAAACCGCCAAGUGGAAAAGGCAACAAAAAAGACUUCAAGAAACGUACAUUCGCUGAUGAUGAGGAAUUGGAUCCAAUGGACCCAAGCUCUUACUCUGAUGCUCCUCGUGGCGGCUGGGUUGUUGGUCUGAAAGGAGUGCAACCACGAGCAGCAGAUACCACUGCUACGGGUCCUCUCUUUCAGCAGCGUCCAUACCCUUCACCUGGUGCUGUCCUCCGAAAAAAUGCUGAAAUUGCCGCACAGUCCAAGAAACCAAACUCUCAUUUUGCACCCAUAUCGAAGAAGGGAGAUGGAAGUGAUGGACUUGGUGAUGCAGACUGAGGUCAUCUGUAUUAUGUCAGUCAAUGAUAUGUAUCAUUCAAAAUUGAAUUUGCAGUGCCAUUGAUAUAACCCAAGUUGAGUGAGCAUCAAAUAUAGUGAACUCAUUGAGUGUUUUUUUUUUGUUGCCAAUACAGAGUGCUGUAUUAUGGCUCUGCUGCUCGACUGUACCAUGUUAGGUGAUCCAUGAUCAGUAGUAUGUUCGAUGAGAUCAGUACUAUGUUCGAUGAUCUAUGAUAGCAUGAAUUGAGCUGGAUUAUAGCCAACACAAAUCAAUUGCUUAUGGAUCAGUGAUCUCUUUCAGCAAACAUUAAAUGUGCAUUUCAGGUCAUGAUACAGAGUUGGGUGAAGUGAAUCUCAUUUAUGAACUACUUUGGAUCUUGGCUUUUGUAUCAGCAAAGCAAUGAGAGGUCUUUUAAGUGUAAUCA
This is a messenger RNA of Telopea speciosissima, 2870 nucleotides long. RefSeq lists its product as uncharacterized. Gene Ontology annotation, molecular function: protein binding; ribonucleoprotein complex binding. Gene Ontology annotation, cellular component: nuclear body; cytoplasm. The transcript is spliced from 14 exons. The coding region runs from base 244 to 2445 and encodes 733 amino acids. Gene Ontology annotation, biological process: alternative mRNA splicing, via spliceosome. Lineage: Eukaryota; Viridiplantae; Streptophyta; Magnoliopsida; Proteales; Proteaceae. The record is from RefSeq and is a predicted model, not a curated record.